AUGUUGAAGUCAGCGUUACUAGCUUCAGGUGUUAUACAAGCUGUGCUGGCAUGUUCAACGCCAGCACCCCAGGCUAUCGGACCUUCACAGGACAUAAACCCUACCUAUAACCCCAUACCCGAGUUCGCCGUUGGACCUCCUCUCAACAGCGAUGGAUAUCGCGUUGAAGAUUUCGGCAAAGGAGCAUACAUGAUCACCAAUGGCUAUUACCAAGCAAUGGCCUUGGUGUCUACAAAGGGUGUUAUUAUGAUCGAUGCGCCACCAUCUAUUGGGCAGAACUUGCUUUAUGCCGUUGGCAAUAUUACUCAUCUGCCCAUAACGCAUCAGGUCUAUAGCCAUUCUCAUACCGAUCACAACGGCGCCUCAUUUUUGUACGGCAAUGUUACUCGAAUUGGACAUCGCUUAACACGAGAAUACCUCGUUUUAGCGAAUGAUCCUUAUCGCCCACUGCCCGAUAAAACAUUUUCGGAUUCAAUGACUUUGACUGUUGGCAAUCAGACCCUUCAGCUCAGAAAUAGAGGCCCUAACCAUUCGCUCGAUAAUACAUACAUAUACGCCCCAGCGCAGAAAGUGCUGGUGCUCAUUGAUAUCAUCUUUCCAAAAUGGACGCCGUACCUCUUCUUGGGAAAGACAGAGGAUACACCCGGUUAUAUACAAGCACAUAAAUAUGCUCUAGAAUAUGAUUUUAAGCAUUUAGUCGCUGGCCACUUAACUUUAUCUGGCACCAGACAAGACGUUGAAGAUAGUUACGGUUAUGUAUCUGAUCUUUACAAUAAUUGUCGCGAUGCCUAUCUGCUAGGAAUUUCCCCCGCGAAUUCGACAAACAACCUAACAGCGUCUACUCUUCAAGCUGAGGCACUCACCGCCAAUCCUAACAACCCAUAUGCCACACUUUCGAUAGUUAUGAAUGCAUUUUCCAAUUACUGUAACGAGAUAACCAAUAGGAAAUGGGCCAAAAAGCUGGCGGGGACAGAUAUGUAUGGAUGGAGUCAUGCAUAUACAAUCGUUGAGGCGCUAAGGAUUGAGUUUGAUGUUCCUGGACCAUAUGCACCGGCUACUAACUAG
Molecule: messenger RNA, 1065 nt
Organism: Trichoderma gamsii
Lineage: Eukaryota; Fungi; Ascomycota; Sordariomycetes; Hypocreales; Hypocreaceae
Exons: 2
Coding region: 1-1065 (354 amino acids)
Source: RefSeq, a predicted model, not a curated record